GUCCGCGCGGAGAGUGAACAUGACGACCCGGUCCCUGUGCAGAGUCCUGAAGCCCGUGUUCGGAGAGCGGUUGUUCCGGGUAGGACCAGCCUCUGAGUUUAAAACCAGAGUUUCAACACUUGCUUAUGGUGCAACCACAUGCCACCAGAGAAACAAAUCCACUUACACAAACAUACCUCCACCUGCGCUGUACGGAGGUAGACACACGGUGACUCUGAUCCCUGGAGAUGGCAUUGGGCCAGAACUUGCCCACCAUGUCUGUGAUUUGUUCCGGUUCUGCUGUGUGCCAGUUGACUUUGAGGUUGUUCAUGUUGAUUCAGCUAUGACUUCUGAAGAUGAUAUCAACAACGCCAUAAUGGCUAUCAGGCGCAAUGGAGUUGCACUGAAAGGCAACCUUGAGACCAACCAUAACUUGCCACCUUCCUACAAGUCCAGAAACAAUCUUCUCCGCACCACUCUGGAUCUGUAUGCCAAUGUGAUGCACUGCCAGUCUUUUCCAGGAGUAAGGACCCGCCACAAAAACAUUGACAUCAUGAUCAUCAGAGAGAACACUGAAGGAGAAUACAGCAGCCUGGAACAUGAGAAUGUUCCUGGUGUUGUUGAAUGUCUGAAGAUCAUCACCAGGGCCAAGUCUCUGCGUAUUGCUGAUUACGCUUUCAGAACAGCUCGGGAGAAAGGACGCAGAAGAGUCACUGCUGUACACAAAGCUAACAUCAUGAAGUUAGGUGAUGGUCUCUUUCUGGAAUGCUGUAAGGAGGUUGCCAGUGGUUACCCUGAAAUCGCCUUCGACAGUAUGAUUGUGGACAACACUACUAUGCAGUUAGUUUCCAGACCCCAGCAAUUUGAUGUGAUGGUCAUGCCGAAUCUGUAUGGCAACGUUGUGAGUAAUGUGUGUGCUGGAUUGGUUGGUGGACCGGGUCUGGUUCCUGGAGCCAACUACGGAGAGGACUACGCAGUCUUUGAAACGGGCACCAGGAACACUGGGAAAAGCAUUGCUAACCGAAACAUAGCAAACCCUACAGCCAUGCUGCUGGCCUCCUGUCUGCUGCUGGAUCACCUGAAGCUCCGCGCUUAUGCCAGCAUGAUCCGCAGAGCCAUCCUCACCACUGUCACUGAGACUCGGCUGCACACUGCUGAUCUGGGGGGCCAAGGCUCCACCUCUGAAGUUGUCCAGACUGUCAUGAAAGCAGUCCAGAGCACCGGACCACUGACCCUGAGCAUCUAGAACAUAAAUGUACAAAGAUAAAUCCUAUAUUCUUCCUCCGUCCAGUAAAUCUUUUAUGCAAUGUCAUAACAGAAAUAUGUUCAAUAGGGAUACUGAAAUUGCUCUUUGCACAUUGCUUUAACUUUAUACAAUUUAAGUUGUAGAGUAGCACAUUAUAAUUCUAUAAUUCUUGUAGAUCUGAAGUGAAGUAUUAUGACUUUAUUAUGUAUUAUUCAUAUAGUGUGAAGUACUACUGUACUGUUCCUGAAUGUACUAUACAUGUUAUGUUGAGCUCAGAUGUAGAUCUGACCUUCAUUCCUAAUAAAUCCUGUGGCAGCUCU
Sphaeramia orbicularis (orbiculate cardinalfish) is the source of this 1545-nucleotide messenger RNA. Its product is annotated as isocitrate dehydrogenase [NAD] subunit gamma, mitochondrial-like. Gene Ontology annotation, cellular component: mitochondrion. The record is from RefSeq and is a predicted model, not a curated record. NCBI's taxonomy places the organism in Eukaryota, Metazoa, Chordata, Actinopteri, Kurtiformes, Apogonidae. Gene Ontology annotation, molecular function: oxidoreductase activity, acting on the CH-OH group of donors, NAD or NADP as acceptor; magnesium ion binding; NAD binding. The transcript has 12 exons. The coding region runs from base 20 to 1225 and encodes 401 amino acids. Gene Ontology annotation, biological process: isocitrate metabolic process; tricarboxylic acid cycle.